AUGUUCCCUAUCCCUGAUACAGAGCCAUGCAAUCGGCCUGCUAAACUCAGCGAUUGGACGUUUUACCGCCGCUUGGAAGAAAAGUCGAGAGACAUUGACCAGGACUGGAAGAAAUAUAAGGGAGGAUCUACUUGCCGUAGAAGGGAUAUGCUCCUAGCUCUUUCUUUGGAUGCGUGGACUACAUACCUAUGGAGUCUACAGAAGUUUGAGUCUUCGCAAAUUCAGACAACGGAUACUACGACGACAUGCGUUGAAAGGAGCAUUCUGGCUUUCUUCUUGGUCCCGUUCUCGACCCAGCUCGUGACCGAGUGUUCGAAGAAGGAAGUUAAACGGGUCGGCUUUGCUUCGUGGGAACAAUACAAUGAGUACAUCAAGGCGCUAGAUUCAGCUAUGACAAAGAUUUAUAAUACUAUAGAUACCUGGGCCUGCCGGCACGAAAUUUCGGAUAAGAGUAUGACUUACCAUACUCUGUUUCUUCGGAAAGCAGAAGAUGUCCGUGCGAAGGCCCCGCAACUGGGGCGUCUCAAUGCUAUGUUGAAGGCUACGACCCCGGAUAUUGGUAAACCUGUCAAAGAAUUAAUAGCGGGAUUGAAGCUGCGGGCUACUAUCACCAAGACCCUGAUGAAGUCAUUUGGGGACGAUAACAAGUCACAAGAAGAAAAGGAUGCUAUUAAGAAAUUUUGUGAUAUAGUAGAUGACGGGACCCUUCCCAAGUUCCCACCCGCUGAUGAUGACCCGGUGUUCCCGUUCCCGUUCCUGGGUGGGGCUCCAGAGCGUUAA
Messenger RNA from Orbilia oligospora ATCC 24927, 780 nucleotides. RefSeq lists its product as uncharacterized. NCBI's taxonomy places the organism in Eukaryota, Fungi, Ascomycota, Orbiliomycetes, Orbiliales, Orbiliaceae. The record is from RefSeq and is a predicted model, not a curated record. Bases 1 to 780 code for a protein of 259 amino acids. The transcript has 3 exons.